CUUGUGCUGCCUAUAUUACAAUUCUUUCUUUCUUUUGCAUGACUUCUAUACUCCCAGUUGGAAACUAACUUGACUACAAUUAUAUCUACCAAAUACAUCGAUACCUCACCACAGCUUCGACCUACAAGGAAGGCAAAUUUUGAUCUUUACCAACAAUGCCUGCGAUCCCGGAUUUCGAUCUUUACGAGGCUCUCGAGGUCUCUAAGGAUGCAUCUGCACAAGAUAUCACAGCUUCGUACCGUCGACUAGCAAGAGUCCAUCAUCCUGAUAAGAAUCUUAACAAUGUCAAUGCCACUGCCAAAUUUCAAAAAGUACAAGCUGCUUACGAAAUACUUUCUGAUGAGCGUCAACGCAGAGAUUAUGACCAGCCAGUUCUUUCCAACCUAUCUAGUGGAUCCAGACAGCAGUACCACCCACAAGAGAACUAUGAGGAUGAGUAUGAUGAGAUGGAGGAGAUGAUGUUCGACCAGUUUUUCCGCAUGUUCUUUACUCGCGCAUCAUCAAGACCCAGCUAUGACCGAUCUGCUGAAUUUGAGGCUGAAAUGGAGCGUAUGGAACGCGAAGAUAGAUUGAGGAGAGAUGCAGAGGCUGCCUGGGAAGCCGAUCGAGCCGCUGCCCGACUGGAAAGAGCGCGACGAAACGCUGCCGAAAAGGCGAAACGCGACGCCAAAGCCGAGUUGAAGAAGACAGUGGAAGAUGCUGCAGCUACUCUGAAAGAGAAGACUAAGAUGGAAUAUAAGUUGAAGAUGGAGAUUAAAUUUUCUGCCAACGGUUGCGUCACGGAUGCUGAAAAGCAAGCAUGCUGCGAGCAUUGCUUUUUUUGGCCAAAGGAACAAAUGAAGAAAAAGUUCAAGUGUUUGACUUGUGGCCAGAAGAGAGGUAUGACACAAUAUAAGUGCCCAUACUGCGCCUUAGUCCUCUGCCAAUUGUGUCUUAGUGCAAAACGGUUCACAAAGAAAAUCUAAGUUCAGUACCCCACUUUUCGGCCACCCCUCUGUUACGGGAGCUGCCUCUAGGGUCACGUGGAAGUGUCUAGAGAUCUCUCGAGGUGGUUUAGACUAGACUUCAAGUAGGA
Botrytis porri is the source of this 1075-nucleotide messenger RNA. RefSeq lists its product as uncharacterized. The coding region runs from base 156 to 965 and encodes 269 amino acids. The transcript has 2 exons. The record is from RefSeq and is a predicted model, not a curated record. NCBI's taxonomy places the organism in Eukaryota, Fungi, Ascomycota, Leotiomycetes, Helotiales, Sclerotiniaceae.